CAACCUGCGCUGAAUGUCGCAGCGGCGAGCGGAAGUACCGCCGACAUCGAACAAACCGCCCGUUCCCCGCUGACUCUGGAUCUAAAAGAGCCCGAGGAUGGCGGACUCGCCGGGGACGCGGACUCUCCAGGACCGACUGGAGCGUCUGCGGGAGCUGGCGGAGUUCACCGACGACUGCAAGAGGCAGCUGGGCGACAUGUUUGACUCGUUGGGGUGGUCGCAGGACCACACGCAGGAAGCGAUGGAGCAGUGUCCCUACGACGCCGGCCACAGAGUCCCGGCGAGGAGCCUGGAGAAACACAAAGCCUCCUGCCGCCUCCGACAGAUGGGUUACUCACCAGAGGAGCAGGCGGAGAUGUACGACCCCUCCGUGUGUUACGAGAACAGCAGCGUCAAAAGCUUUGCAAUGGACAAACCCACGCAGCACCAGGUGAUCCUCCAGGCCAGAUCUGCUGCGCCGCUGAUGAGGAUGGAAGGAGUCUUCUGGCAAGGUCAGUACUCGGGCCAGCCCGUCGACGUGCCGCAGAACCACAAGCGAGCCGUGUGCGACCUCACCGUGGCCGACCGACUGGCUCUGUACGAUCACGUGGUCGGUGUGGUCCGCCAACAGGAAGCGGCGGCCUCGUCAGCCAACGACGACCUCUACGUAGACCUGGUGUCCAAACUUCAGAAGGACGACGGACAAAACGAACCAAAGACUCACCUGGAGCUGAUGGCGGAGAUGAGGGACUACAAGAGGCGGCGUCAGUCGUACCGGGCCAAGAACGUUCACAUCACCAAGAAGUCCUACACUGAGGUGAUCCGAGAGGUGAUCAACGUCCACUCGGGAGAGCUCGCCAGACAGUGGAGGGAGGACGAGGACGAGUCGUCCGCGCGAUCGGAACGCUCCUCCCAACGGCGCCGGCUAAGCGAAAGGAGAUCGGCAUCCUCAGAGUCCCGCCUCUCCCACGGCAGACAUCGUCGCAGCCACGACGAGCGAAGCCACGACGAAGAGAGCACGCAGAAGAAGAAGAAGAAGAAGAGGGAGCGGGAUUCACGUUCCCCCAGCGACCACCAGCAUGAGCGAAAGAGGAAGAAGAAGAAGAAGAAGGAAGGGAGGGAGAAGGAGAAGUGACGUCAACAGAUGACGUCAGAGGUCACCAUGGCCUUUGUAGGUCAAAAUACGUCAGACCUCAUCAAAUAACACAUUUUAUAUAAAUGUGGGAUUUUGGAAAACGUUAUAAAUGAGGAAUACAAUUUCUGAGAGAGAACCACUUGGGGAAAAAUUUUGCUUUUUUUGUGCUUCACAAAAACAAUUUGAUUGGAAAACCUCAGUUUUACAGUGUCAUGUCUCCAACAAGACUCCGCCCGCCUCCUCCUGAUUGGCUGAGAGCGAUUUCCAACAGACCACUUGGAAUGUUGGACAGUAGUGUCACUCUGACCACAGGGUCAAAAGUCACAGGAGGGUUCACACAGGAUUUCUGCAGUCUUAAGGAAUAAUUGUAAAUUUUCUAACUUGUAGUUUGAGUCGCAAUUUAUUUAUUUUUUUGUCGAGAAAUAAAAUUUUGGAAUGAAUGGGGGAAAAAAGGAUGUUUCUUAGGUCAACAUUUUAAAAACACAAAUCACAGUCUUGCAAUUUUUGUUGAUCCAAUCUAAAUGGAAACCAUUGGAGGGCUCAUGAUCAACUUGUGUGUGUUGUAUACACACACACACACACACACACACAUAUAUAUAUAUAUAUGCAGAAACUCGGUCGAAGCCACUUUCGUUGUGCACGUUCAGGCGACAAGCGUAUAUACAGUUCUCAGCAGACGGACUGCUUUGCUCCGAGAAAGCGAAAAACGUUUUGGAUCCUUUAGCAAACGCGAAGACUCUAUCACAAUGUGGCUGAAGGUUUUUUCUUUUUAAAUAUAUUGAUUGUAGCAACUGUUUGGAACUUGCUAAUGGCAACAAGUUGACUUGAAACUGAAUAAAAAAUGUGUCAUCAGGA
Messenger RNA from Scophthalmus maximus (turbot), 1969 nucleotides. It is a transcript of the gene snrnp48, whose product is annotated as small nuclear ribonucleoprotein 48 (U11/U12). The record is from RefSeq and is a predicted model, not a curated record. NCBI's taxonomy places the organism in Eukaryota, Metazoa, Chordata, Actinopteri, Pleuronectiformes, Scophthalmidae. The transcript is spliced from 9 exons. The coding region runs from base 98 to 1114 and encodes 338 amino acids. Gene Ontology annotation, cellular component: U12-type spliceosomal complex; nucleoplasm; cytosol.